CACACACACACACACACGUCCUUUUUUUUUUUUGUACGAAUAAACAGAUUACUCUUUUUUAAUCUCUAUAUCUCUGUCUCUCCCCGACUCUGAUCCCUCAAUUCUCGCUUGUUUGUCCCCCUAAUUUCUUCGUCAUUCUUUCAUUCGUUAAUUUCAAAGUAGAAGGAAAAAAAAAACAGAUUUAAUUCCUAUUUAUGUUUAGGUACACAUAUAUAGGUUCAUACAUUGAUUAUAUUUUAUUGUUCGACCAAUGACGAUAGUCGAAUUAGGGUUUGGAAUCACCGACAUCAAUUUUUGAAGAUUUAGGGCUCGUAUUCGUUGAAGGAUGUAGUUGAAUUUUCUUGAUCGACAAUUUCUAGGUUUUUUUUUUGUUUUGUAAUUCUCGAUUGUAGUUUCGAUAUUGAAUCGAUGUUCUUGGAUCCGACACCCUCGGUGGUGGCAUUUUUGGUGAACAAUUGGGGUUAAUUUUCGGCUGGAUUCUUAGCAUUUCUCCUCCCCCUACCCGCGGUCGUUUGGUUGAGUGGAAUCGGGUGAUAAUUCCAGUGCCAAAGAGCUUUUAACUGCUGGGGGUAUUGAUAGAAAUCUUUAUUGGAAGGGAUUAUUAUUGACAAUUGAAUCAGUAUGGAUCAUGUGGUUGGUGGUAAGUUUAAGCUGGGGAGGAAAAUUGGGAGCGGCUCUUUUGGUGAGCUUUAUCUAGGUGUCAAUAUACAGAACGGAGAAGAAGUGGCUAUCAAGCUGGAAUCUGUGAAGACCAAGCACCCUCAACUUCACUAUGAGUCUAAAAUAUACAUGCUUCUACAAGGAGGAACUGGGAUUCCCAACCUGAAAUGGUUUGGAGUUGAGGGCGAGUACAAUGUGAUGGUUAUUGACCUUCUUGGGCCAAGUUUGGAAGACCUCUUUAAUUACUGCAAUAGGAAGUUCUCCCUGAAAACAGUAUUGAUGCUUGCAGAUCAGCUGAUUAAUAGAGUUGAAUACAUGCACUCAAGAGGAUUUCUUCAUCGUGAUAUUAAGCCUGACAACUUUUUGAUGGGCUUAGGGCGCAAAGCAAACCAGGUUUACAUCAUUGACUUUGGCUUAGCCAAGAAAUAUAGGGAUUUGCAGACUCACAAGCACAUACCAUACAGAGAGAACAAGAACCUCACAGGCACGGCUCGAUAUGCUAGUGUUAACACACACCUAGGAGUUGAACAAAGCAGGAGGGAUGAUCUGGAAUCUCUUGGCUAUGUACUUAUGUACUUUCUGAGAGGAAGCCUUCCUUGGCAGGGUCUGAAAGCUGGCACCAAAAAGCAAAAAUAUGACAAGAUUAGUGAGAAGAAGAUGCUAACCCCUAUUGAGGUCCUAUGCAAAUCACAUCCAUCAGAGUUCAUAUCAUACUUCCAUUAUUGCCGAUCAUUACGUUUUGAAGACAAACCAGAUUACUCAUAUUUGAAGAGGCUUUUCCGAGACUUAUUUAUCCGUGAAGGUUACCAAUUUGACUAUGUUUUUGAUUGGACGAUAUUGAAGUAUCCUCAAAUUGGUGCUAGUUCUAGAGGAAGGAAUCCUAGUGGGUCUGCUGGAAUGAAUGCUGGACCAUCUGCAGAGAGACCAGGAAGGACAUCGGUUGGGCAAGAUAUUCGAGAUAGAUUCUCUGGUGCUGUGGAAGCUUUUUCUAGACGAAAUGCUUCUAGUUCUGGUCGGCAUGCUGAGCACUCAAGGCACAGAUCAGACGAUAUACCUUCAUCUAAGGAUGUGCAACCUGAUUCAGAAAGAGGGCGAACUUCACGAAAUGGCAGUUCGUCAAAAAGAGCUGCCGUUUCAAGCAGCAGACCAAGCUCCUCUGGUGAGCCCACUGACAGCCGCUCAAGCAGACUAGUGUCAAGCAGUGGUCGACUGUCAACCACGCAAAGACUUCAACCUGGGAUUGAACCCAAAUCAGCGUCAUUUUCACGUGCUGGAGUCACAAAGGGCACUCGUGAUGAUCCUCUCCGUAGCUUUGAGUUUCUCUCAAUCAGGAAGUGAUAUGGGUUUGUAAAAAGUUAAAAAGUUCCUCCCGCAUCAAAAUAUCAAAUGGACGAUUGAGUCAUUAUGCUCGAUCAAAUCAUAGAAUUAUCGCACUCCUGUAAAUGCGAAAUAUGUGUCUUACACCGCUAAAGCUCAUCCGGCUUCUAAAUGCCCAUGUUCUCGUUUUUGUUCCGAGUUUCUACUUCUUGUAAACGCAUUUUGGACUCAUCCAAAAAGAUGAUGAGUUUUACAUGCGGGAAUUUUCUUAUGUAUGAAACAUUGUUAGCUGUAAUAAAUGUUCCGAUGUAACCUCGUACAGGGAAAGAAUGUAUUUGCUCUGUGUAAAUGUUUAGUUAAACCUUGAAUUCUAUUGCACAAAUAUUGUCAAAAACCUGUUUUGUAUGUUAGUGACAUUGCAUAUGAACCAAAA
Coffea arabica (coffee) is the source of this 2410-nucleotide messenger RNA. RefSeq names its product casein kinase 1-like protein 10. The record is from RefSeq and is a predicted model, not a curated record. Lineage: Eukaryota; Viridiplantae; Streptophyta; Magnoliopsida; Gentianales; Rubiaceae. Gene Ontology annotation, biological process: protein phosphorylation. Gene Ontology annotation, molecular function: protein kinase activity; ATP binding.